UAACUUAUUUUGUAAUACUUUUUCCAUCAGUACGGCAUCCUUAAAUAAUGCGAACGUUUUUUUUUAUAAACACCGUCUGUUUUUAGUUUUUGUACAUAAUUUCGCAAUGUCCGUUACAUUACAUACAGACGUGGGCGACAUUAAAAUCGAACUUUUCUGUGAGGAUUGUCCAAAGGCAUGCCACAAUUUUUUGGCGCUUUGUGCCAGCGAGUAUUACAACGGAUGCGCGUUUAUUCGGAAUAUAAAAGGCUUCAUUGUGCAAACCGGUGAUCCUACAAAUACUGGCAAAAAUGGGAAAUCAAUAUGGGGCGCAAAAUUUGAAGAUGAAUUUAAGGACACACUUAAGCAUUCCGAUCGUGGUAUGAUAUCAAUGGCAAAUAAUGGACCCAAUGCGAACGCCAGCCAAUUCUUCAUUACGUAUGCGGCGCAACCUAAUCUAGACCUGAAGUAUACACUAUUUGGAAGAGUGAUAGAUGGAUUUGAUGCGUUAGAUGAACUGGAAAAACUGCCUGUGAAUCCUAAAACUUAUCGCCCGCACGUUGAGAAGAAAAUUAAUAGUGUCACCAUACAUGCGAAUCCUAUAGCGGGUUAAAGCCAGUCGUAAGGAGUUUAAUAAUAUUCUUUCCUAGUUCUAUGUGCUUCUAAUUUUGCAUUACGUUACCACGUUGGUACGCAAGAAAAUUUACUGUUAAUAUGAAGAAACAUAAAAAAUAAAAAAAUGGAGACAUGAAAGAUUUAUUUAAAAAGUUAA
Molecule: messenger RNA, 751 nt
Organism: Anastrepha ludens (Mexican fruit fly)
Lineage: Eukaryota; Metazoa; Arthropoda; Insecta; Diptera; Tephritidae
Product: peptidyl-prolyl cis-trans isomerase-like 3
Exons: 4
Coding region: 107-592 (161 amino acids)
Biological process (GO): protein peptidyl-prolyl isomerization
Cellular component (GO): catalytic step 2 spliceosome
Molecular function (GO): peptidyl-prolyl cis-trans isomerase activity
Source: RefSeq, a predicted model, not a curated record